Manis javanica (Malayan pangolin) is the source of this 1714-nucleotide messenger RNA. It is a transcript of the gene RNF34, whose product is annotated as ring finger protein 34. Lineage: Eukaryota; Metazoa; Chordata; Mammalia; Pholidota; Manidae. Gene Ontology annotation, biological process: protein K48-linked ubiquitination; negative regulation of extrinsic apoptotic signaling pathway via death domain receptors; proteasome-mediated ubiquitin-dependent protein catabolic process. The record is from RefSeq and is a predicted model, not a curated record. Gene Ontology annotation, molecular function: ubiquitin protein ligase activity. Gene Ontology annotation, cellular component: cytoplasm; plasma membrane.
CUACGCCUCUUACGUCCGGACGCUUGGUCUCCUUCAGAGGUGCCGUAAUCGCCGCCCAGAAGGAGCGAGGGCGGCUGUGCGCGGAGCUGCUAUGUUGCUGAGCUCCCCGGCAGAGCCGACCGAGACGCGCCGGUUGCGGCCAUGAAGGCGGGUGCCACUUCUAUGUGGGCUUCAUGCUGUGGGCUGCUGAAUGAAGUCAUGGGAACCGGAGCUGUCAGGGGCCAGCAGUCAGGAUUUGCAGGAGGCACCAGUCCAUUCAGAUUUACAACAAACUCUGAUUUUUCCACUUACCCACCAGUACCUACAGAAGGGCCUAAUAUAGUCUGCAAAGCCUGUGGACUUUCAUUUUCAGUGUUUAGAAAGAAGCAUGUAUGUUGUGACUGCAAGAAGGAUUUUUGCUCUGUUUGUUCAGUCUUACAAGAAAACCUCCGAAGAUGUUCUACUUGUCAAUUAUUACAAGAGACAGCCUUUCAGCGCCCUCAGUUAAUGCGACUGAAGGUGAAGGAUCUACGGCAGUAUCUCAUUCUUAGAAACAUACCUACUGAUACCUGUCGAGAGAAGGAAGACUUGGUUGAUCUAGUACUUUGCCAUCAUGGGCUAGGCUCUGAUGAUAACCUGGACACAAGCAGUCUGAAUUCCUCAAGGUCCCAGACUUCUAACUUUUCUACACAUUCCUUUUUUUCAAACUAUACAGCCCCCUCUGCUACCCUGUCUUCGUUUCAGGGAGAUUUUAUGGGUGGUGACCGGACCUUAGGAUCUGGAGCACUGGCACAGGAGCAAAGUGAUAGAGCCUCAGCAAACACAGAUGAUGAGGAGGAGGAGGAGGAGGAUGACGAUGACGAUGGAGAAGAACACUUGGAGGCGCGGACACCUGGCCUCUCUAAGAGAGUGAGAGCUUCACUGUCUGACCUGUCCAGCCUUGACGAUGUGGAAGGGAUGAGUGUGCGCCAACUGAAGGAAAUCCUGGCUAGGAAUUUUGUCAACUAUUCUGGUUGUUGUGAAAAAUGGGAGCUCGUAGAGAGAGUAAACCGGUUAUACAAAGAGAAUGAAGAAAACCAGAAGUCAUAUGGUGAGCGGCUGCAGCUGCAGGAUGAGGAAGAUGACAGCCUGUGCCGUAUCUGCAUGGACGCCGUCAUUGACUGUGUCCUGCUCGAGUGUGGGCACAUGGUCACCUGUACCAAGUGUGGCAAGCGCAUGAGUGAGUGUCCCAUCUGCCGGCAGUAUGUGGUACGUGCUGUGCAUGUGUUCAAGUCCUGAAACUGAGGCUCUCCCUGACAAGACACUUGCCCCCAGGACUGGAAACUGACUGUUCCAAGGCUUAAACUAUUAUUAAAGUAAUCUUCACUUCUAACCGGAGACAGAGUCACCCUUAGUUGCGGCAACAUUGGUCCUGUCAGCCUGUGGACAAUGCUGUUUCCGAGUUUCUGUCAGGCUUCUUCACACAUCCAAGAUCACUAAUUGCUGAAGUCAGACUGCUUACAGUAUCAGCUACUGCUCUCUUUGGAGAAUGUUUAUUCUGUUCUCUUAUUUCUCCUCCAUCCUAUUUUUAACUUAAACUACUCAGAUGUUUGAAACUUCUGUUCUCUUUGGAUGAGAUCACUGUCCACAAGUGAAUGUCCACUUCAUUAGUCAUGUAUAUUUUAAAUGCUACUAUUUGAUGAAUGUAAGUUUCCACACUGUUGCUAUUUCUGCAUUAAACAAAUUUGGAAACAAC